This is a messenger RNA of Chrysemys picta bellii (western painted turtle), 1211 nucleotides long. It is a transcript of the gene TMEM17, whose product is annotated as transmembrane protein 17. Gene Ontology annotation, biological process: non-motile cilium assembly. Gene Ontology annotation, cellular component: ciliary transition zone. The record is from RefSeq and is a predicted model, not a curated record. NCBI's taxonomy places the organism in Eukaryota, Metazoa, Chordata, Testudines, Emydidae.
CCGCCCUGGGGCUCUGCUCUGGCCCAGGCACUGCCUGGGGACGGCAACCCCGAGUCCGCCUGAGCGUGGGGCAGGAAUGUGACGCCCCAAGGCGCAGCCCCCACCCAGGCUGGGGAUGGGGAAGGCAGACUCGGGUAGCGGGUCGGCUUCGAUGAUGCUACUGCGCAUGCUCCGGUCACUCAUUAACCGACAGGGGGCGGGGUUCCUCCCAGCUCCGUCGGCGCCUGGCGUCUCUGCCCUGGUUGCCAUAGCAGCGGGUUGGAUGCGCGGCCCGCAUGGCGCUGCCGGAUCCGGUCAGAAGGAGGCUCGGCUCCUUCAGCCGGACUGUGUUCAGCGACAGCAACCGCACCGGCCCGGAGCGCCGAGGCAGCGGCGGCAGCCUGGAUAAUGAAAUAGUCUCCAGCUUGCCAUUGCAGAUGUCCCUCUAUUUCAACCUUUACUUUUUCCCAUUUUGGUGGGUGAGCAGUGUUGUCAUGCUCCAGCUGAAGGUACCUGAACUGGCUGGCUUUUGGCUCCUGAGUCUCCUCCUGCAGUUGCCCAUAAUCCUCUUCUUGCUCUUUAAUGAAGGUUUGAAGAUCCAGCCCCUGGAGCGAGCAGUCCACAUCAUUUUUGCCCUUUUCCUCACCUUCCAGGUCAUUGCAGCUUUUCUUGCCUUGAAAAGAAUGGUGAACCAGCUGGCAGUUCGUUUCAGCCUUAAUGAAUUUGACCAGCUGGACGAUCAUCUAGCCUGGGAGAAGAAGAGGGUGCAGGCUCCAUGGAGGGUAGGACAAAAUUUUGAGGAGGCUCCUCCAUCAAAUAUUGAUUGGGAGUCUGCACUCCGGGCUUGACAGCGUUACUAGAAUAGAGCCUCAGGAUGAACAUCUCUUGCUACUAUAGUCCCUUUGUUCCCAUUUCUUUGGCUCAUUCUCAACCUUCCUAGUUUUCAGAGACCCUAAAAGUAGUUCUUCUGCCACAGCCAACAUUAAAGAUGAGAGAUUUGAACUUUGCUUGAACGUCACAUUGGCACUAUUAGCUCUGCCAGUUAUACAGUUGACUUCAUUUGUAUAUAGUUAUUCAUUGGAUGAAAUGCCUGCAGCGUGGGGUUGGUAGGUUUUAUACUUAUGCAAACUGUAAUUUUUUUUAAUUGUGUACAAAAGAUUUUUACUGUUCAUGAUUUUGCACAAGGAUAUUUUGUUUACAAUAAAUUUCAUAUUUUAUUCAUUUUAAUAAAA